Notothenia coriiceps (black rockcod) is the source of this 2401-nucleotide messenger RNA. RefSeq names its product hyaluronidase 2a (gene hyal2a). The record is from RefSeq and is a predicted model, not a curated record. Lineage: Eukaryota; Metazoa; Chordata; Actinopteri; Perciformes; Nototheniidae. Bases 307 to 1704 code for a protein of 465 amino acids. Gene Ontology annotation, cellular component: cytoplasmic vesicle. Gene Ontology annotation, molecular function: hyaluronoglucuronidase activity; hyalurononglucosaminidase activity. Gene Ontology annotation, biological process: carbohydrate metabolic process; hyaluronan catabolic process. The transcript has 4 exons.
UACAUCCUAAAAGUGGUUUGGCUCGCAGAGUAGCAACUGACAACAUCGCAGGGGGCAACUUCACUUUACUUUACCGACCAACACAAGUUGUGGGACACCGACCAGCAACGCGUGCUGUUGUAACUUCACCCCGUCGUCUUUUAUUCCUCAAAAGCAAUGCAAAAUAACUUUUCCUAUUAGUUUUGAGGCAACAUAGAAAAGUAGCGGCUUGAAGUAGUAGGCUUCUGUUUUUUUGGGAAUGCUUCCUCAGCCUGCCUGUAAAGAGCAGAAAGCAACAGUCCUAUCUGUCAAUUCCCAUCUGAAGACAUGUUGUACUGGACUCUGCCUGACUGGAAAGUGCUGCUUCUGACUGUGCUGCUCUGGGACUGCCUUUGUGCUUUGGGACUGAAGCCAACGAGAUGGCCACUAUAUUCUAAAAAGCCUUUGCUCCUCGCUUGGAAUGCCCCGACUGAGGACUGUGGCCCGAGGCAUGGUAUACGCUUUCAGUUGGAUAAAUUCCAAAUCGUGGCCUCACCCAAUGAGGGCUUUGUUCGGCAGAACCUCACCAUCUUCUAUAAAGAUCGCUUGGGCUCGUACCCAUACUUCAAGCCAGAUGAAACAGUGGUGAAUGGGGGGCUGCCGCAGGUGGCCAGUCUCACUCAGCACCUGGAGAAGAUGCCUGAGGGAGUGCAGAAGUAUAUACGGGAACCAGGGGCCAAGGGCCUGGCAGUUAUUGAUUGGGAGGCCUGGCGCCCACUCUGGGUACGUAACUGGGAAACAAAAGAUGUUUACCGCAGACAUUCUCGUGAGUUGGUGCGUCAGAAGAACCCAACAUGGCCUCCAGAACAGGUGAGCAAAGUGGCCCAGCAGGAAUUUGAGAUGUCUGCCAGGAAGUUCAUGCUGGAAACCCUGAGGCACGCCAAGAGCCUGAGGCCCAACCAGCUGUGGGGGUUCUACCUGUUCCCUGACUGCUACAAUCACGACUACAGGCGCACUCUGGAGAACUACACGGGCCGCUGUCCUGACGUGGAGGUGGCCCGCAACGAGCAGCUGAAGUGGUUGUGGACUGAAAGCACCGCCCUCUUCCCCUCCAUCUACAUGGCCCCUGUGCUGCGUUCCUCGGACUCCGGACGGAAGUUUGUCCGGAACCGUAUAAAGGAGGGGAUGCGUUUGGCAUCAUCAGGCGAUGGGUUGGCACGUCCUGUCUUUGUGUACACCCAGCCCACAUACAGCAACUCCCUGGAGCAGCUAACAGAGACUGACCUCGUCUCCACCAUUGGGGAGAGCGUGGCUUUGGGAGCAGCUGGAAUCAUCAUGUGGGGAGAUGCAGCGUAUGCAAGCAGCAAAAAUAGCUGCUCUGACCUGGACGCCUAUCUCCGGGGUCCGCUGGGUCAAUACCUCCUCAACGUCUCCACGGCAGCAGAGUUAUGCAGCCAGACCUUGUGUGGUUCUCACGGCCGCUGCCUGCGCAAAAAUCCAGACAGCGAUGUUUACUUGCAUCUGGACCCCGUCAGCAACGCUAGCGCCACAAAGAGCGGCAGUCUGAAGGGCAGCUUGGAAAAGACCACUUUACAAACCCAGUUUCAGUGCCAGUGCUUCAGCGGCUAUCAGGGGGAGGGCUGCGAUCAGAUAGACCCUCUACACCAAAGAGGGACGGCGUCUCAAAUGAUGGCGUCAGCUCUGCAAUGUGCCAUCUUACUGAUUAUCUCUCAGCUCCUCUGUUAAUACACCAAACAUACUGUAGACAUGGUUGCAUUUUCUUUUGUCUAAAUACUGUAGCGUAUGAGAUGAGAAGGUGGGAAUCUAGAGAGGAGAAAUUGUAAUUUUUUAAAAUCUUUUUUCAGUUGCUGUAAAAUAUGGAUGACAAAGUUUUGUGAAAAACACUGUGGAAAGAAUUUUAAAUCAGUUUUUAAACAAUGGAGACCUUGCAUGAAAUGUACUUACAUUUCGCUCUCAGUUUCCUCUCGGUUACUGUUUCAAAGUGUCAAAUUUCAUGUUUUAGGUGGAAAUGUGAUGAAUUAGUUGAUGUAUGUCAGAAGUAAUGUGGUGAAAGUGGAAUUUAUGCACUUAAAUCUGGUAAUAGCGCAAUAUGUAUUCAAAGUGCCUUAUCUUUUUUAAACAUGAUUUUUCUCUGACAUCUGAUCUUUUUUAUGGUGGCAACUACAGUGUUAUUAUUUAUUUGAAUGUAUGUUUAGGUGUUCUAUAUGAGUUUUUCUUUAUAUGAAGUAUAGUGUCCAAAACAUGACUACUAGUUUUAUCCUAAAACAGUAUUUUUGUAUUUUAGCAGCUAGAAGCACAAUGUAAAAAGAAAAUGUCCGACAAUUUAUAUGUUCCACAAUUUCACGUACAUGACCGCUUCUUUCUUUGUGAUGUUUUCUAAAAAUGUGACUUGUCUAAGAAAAUAAAUGUAUUUGUUACGGCC